AUGGGUGACGAUGUGAUGUUAAAACUCAGAAUUCAGUUUGGUGGUACUAUGAAGAAGGAGAAUGAGAGUUACAGUUAUGUUGAGAAAUUGGGUACUCUCAACGUCAACUGGAAACAGUCAGAGACUACAUGGGAGAGGUUUGAAAGCUUCCUUAAGAACGAAUGUCAUAUUAGUACACCGAUUAGGUUUAUCUGGUACAAAGAAGUAGGGGAAGAGAUGAAAAGCAUAGACUAUGCGAUAGAUACCGAAGAUUUGCUCUGUUUGGCUGCAAAAAAAUUAUCAGGGGAGCUCGAUGUGUUUAUCGAUCACGAAUGCUCAGAACAUAUACCUGGAUAUACGAACACAUAUCUCCUCACAAGAAAUCAAGUUGAAGAUAUGAAUUGGCAUGAAGAUGAUAUUGCAGCUGGAUAUGAGGGUGGUCAAGAAGAUGAAGAGGACAUGGAUGAGACUAAAGAUAGUGAUGAUGAUGAUAUUGACAGACCGAAAGAAGAUGAAGAACCUGAAGAAUCGGAGGAUGAAAUCAAUAAAAGCGAGAAUGUUGCUGAGAAUCAAUGUGAUGGUGUGGCUGAUAAUCAAGGAGACAUGGCUGAGAAUCAAGGAGAUAGGUCUGUGGAAGGAGAUGAGGCUUGCGAAGGAGGUGCUCCUGUGUUGAAUACAGUGGAUGAAGGAGAUGAGGUUGUAGUAGAUGCAGGAGAUGGACGCAGCGAUGCUAGAUUUAAGGAGGUAUUUGAGGAAGGGACAUCAGUACAUCCAGAGAAAGAAGCCUCUUCUAGUGUGUAUGAAGUGGUUGAGUUUGGUUGUGGGUAUACAGUCAAUUUGUCCACACACCAAUGUGCGUGUAAGAAGUGGGAUCUUACAGGGAUACCAUGCAAAUAUGCUGUAUGUGUCUUAGAUGAUAAUCGAGAGGACCCGGUGCUAUAUGUUGCUGAGUAUUACUACACUCAUGUCUUGAAGAACACAUAUAAAGACAACAUCAAACCUAUUAAUACUAACAAGCCUCCAAUAGGAAUACCCGACGUACGGAAGCCUCGAGGUCGACCUAAGAACAGAGAUAGAAUCAUGAAGCCUUUUGAAUCACUACAGAAUGCAGGAAAAGCAACAAGACAUGGCAGGAUACCACAUUGUAGCCGCUGUGGUCAAGCUGGAUACAUUAAUAGAGGAUGUGAAAAUGAGCCGGUUGUUGUUGAAGGACCAAAGAACAAGCGUGGUAGACCUCGUAAGCAUCCAGCUGAGGUUAAUCCGAACCCGAAGCCUCCACCAAAGCCUAGGAAAAAACAUGCUCCUUCUGCAACAAGUUCUCAAGCCGUAGAAACAAGUUCGCAACCUGCUCCUCCUGCAACAAGUUCUCAAGCCGAACAAACAGAAACUUCAAGUGCUCCUCAGGCAUCAGCAUCAUCAAGUCAACCACCAAAGCCACAUGCAAAAAAGGCUCCACGAGGAAAGCCAUUGAAGAUCAGAAAAACAGGUAACAUCCCACAUGGUAUUGGAACGCUUUGGAGUCCAUUCACAGACAGACCUUUCAAGGUGUUUGGAAACCGUUUCUAUGACAGGUCUACUUCAAACCCACAACCUCCAGAAGAGUGA
Messenger RNA from Thlaspi arvense, 1584 nucleotides. Lineage: Eukaryota; Viridiplantae; Streptophyta; Magnoliopsida; Brassicales; Brassicaceae. The record is from the annotation of a GenBank genome assembly.